This is a messenger RNA of Adineta steineri, 885 nucleotides long. The record is from the annotation of a GenBank genome assembly. NCBI's taxonomy places the organism in Eukaryota, Metazoa, Rotifera, Eurotatoria, Adinetida, Adinetidae.
AUGAUUAUGAUUGCUGGUCUUAAUCCUUCAGAUUCAAAUCCAUAUUCAUCGAUUAAAGAUUCAAAUAUAAAUGUUGUUGGGAUGAGUCAAGAAUGUAAUAGUUUAGUAAAUGCUAAUCCAUGGCGUAAUCCUUAUUCAAAUCCAUAUGUAUAUGAUGCAGCAACAGCUGUUGCUUUAGUUGGUUAUAGUCCAUAUGCAGCUGGUUAUUCUCCUCACAUGGAUUUAGCUGGAAGAAGAAAAAAUGCAACACGAGAAACAACUGCAACAUUAAAAGCAUGGUUAUAUGAACAUAGAAAAAAUCCUUAUCCAACCAAAUCAGAAAAAGUUUAUUUAGCUAUUAUGACUAAAAUGACAUUAACACAAGUUUCAACUUGGUUUGCUAAUGCACGUCGAAGAUUAAAAAAAGAAAAUAAAAUGACAUGGUCACCAAGAAAUAGAACAAAUGACGAUGAUGAUGAUGAUAGACAAGGUGGAGAAUCGAAUAGUUCAGAAUCUGAUGAUGAAUCAAAUUCUCCAUUAAUACAAACAAAUCAAAUUCCAUCGUCAUCAUCAACAACACAAACAUCUUUUCAUUAUUUAUCACCUCCAUUAACAAUACUUCAACAUCAUCAAAUUCAACAACAAAAUUUACAAACAGAAGAAACAAAUCAAAAGAGAAAAUUAAAUGACAAUCAAAUGUUAGAAAGAAAAAAACGUUGUGGAAUUUGGUCACUUGCAGAUAUGGCAGAAAAAAAUCAUAAUAAUAAAAUCAAUCAAUUAAAUCAUCAAAAACAAGAAGAACAAAGAAGAUCGUCUUCAAUCUCAUCAUCAUCAUCAUGUUCAUCUCCAACAUCAUCACAAGAAAAAGGUCAAACAUUAGUUGGUGCAUUUAAACCUUUCAAAUGA